Alternaria conjuncta is the source of this 1396-nucleotide messenger RNA. RefSeq lists its product as uncharacterized. The record is from RefSeq and is a predicted model, not a curated record. The annotation marks the transcript as partial. NCBI's taxonomy places the organism in Eukaryota, Fungi, Ascomycota, Dothideomycetes, Pleosporales, Pleosporaceae. The transcript has a single exon.
AUGGGAGGCAAGAAUAAGAAGAAGGGUGCCUCCGGCGCCGAUGGGGUGGCCAGUUCGAGCAAGAAAAAGAAGGGACGGGGCGGCAUGAGCGACAAGCAAGAAGAGAACAGGACCAGAACCUUAGAGGACCUUAACUCUUCCUCAGCUUGGGAUCGAGAUGAUGCCGAAGACGAUGCGACACGCGAACCGGAUGACGUUGCCGAAACUUCCGAAGAGCCCAUCGAUUCCACUCCGACCAUAGAACAGGCACAGGAUAUAACUGAAACUGAGCCAGUCAAGAACGACGACCCGCAGGACGAGCUUCCACAGCAAGAGCCGGAUGUCGCGGAGACUGAGAUACCUUGGACGGCGACGCCGUCAACGCGAAAGAAGAAGGCAGACAACAGAUCAGACGCUGGAGAUGUCUCCAAUGAUACCCUUUCUAGCAUCGAAGCCCCUACUGACUCAUGGUCUUUUGGUGAGAAAGGCGUCACCGAUGAUGCGAAGUCUCAAGAUACUGGACAGCUCCAAGAUGCUACAAACUUUCAUGAGGAUCUCGGCGAUAAGCUCAAGCAUCUUUCGCUCGAAACACAGACGUUACAAGAAGACGUGAAAGUAACAGAUGGCAAAGAGAAGCACGAUACGAUCGUUGCAGCUGAUAACGCUGUGCGCCGGCCAAAGGUCGAGAAUGAAGCAGCACUUGGAAAUUCUAGCGACGAGUCAUCAGCUCCUCUCGAAGCUCAUCGGGCGCUGUCACCGUCGCCUCUUAAAGAACAGCUUGGAGAAACCCGUGAGCCUACUGAAGAUCAGGGAAACAAAGUACAAGCGUUGACCGAAUUGCCUCAAAAGCCGAAGCCCAACGAUGGACUUGCACCGCCUACUCAGGAAAUGGUGAAGCAGCCUGCGACUGCGCGACCCCUUUCUGAUAAGCCACAACUGCCGAGCAAACCUCAUUCCUCUGCUCAGGUUCAACACACCCAAACACCACCACCGGCACAGUUGCAGCAGUCUCCCAAGUCCAAGCCACCCACUCAGGUUCAACAUACCCAGACACUACUGGCACAGCCUGUCAAGGCCAAGACUGUCAUUCAGGCUCAAACACAAUUGCCGGCACAGCCACAACAGUCUAACAAGUCUAAAACUUCUGUUCAAGCUCAAGGUACCCAGACAGAACCAGGGACACCUCCGCUGCCCCCAGUCGAGCCUAAGAACCCCACCCAGGACAAAGGCACCCAAACAGAAAUAUGGACACCUCCACGGCCUCCGGUCAAGCCCAGAGCUCCUACCCGAGACCAGGGCACGCAGACAGAGCCAUGGAUUGAGCCAGAGCCGCCGGCCAAAACCGAAACUAUCACCCGCAACCAAGGCGCCCAGACACAAGUUUCGUCUUCGUCAGCCCCAGAGCCAAAGUCUCAUG